Molecule: messenger RNA, 2277 nt
Organism: Peronospora farinosa
Lineage: Eukaryota; Oomycota; Peronosporomycetes; Peronosporales; Peronosporaceae
Source: the annotation of a GenBank genome assembly
AUGAAGCGUGUCGGUGUGCGCAACCAAGAGGUAACAGACGCACAAGGACGUCGACGUUUCCAUGGAGCUUUUACUGGUGGUUUCUCUGCUGGAUAUUACAAUUCUGUAGGUAGUGAAGAAGGAUGGACACCUCAAACGUUUUCAUCUUCUCACGAUCCGCUGCUGGGUAAACGACUUGAGACAUCGGAACGCUACGAUACGUUGCAAUUGGCUUCAAAAAAUCGACUUAAACAGCAACAACAACCAGAAAGAGCUCAAGUUGCAGCUAUUCCAGGGUUUAUACUACCUGAUGACUGGGUUUUGUCGGUUAAUGACUCGAUUGGAGUUAAUCUCUUGAAGCAAAUGGGCUGGAAAGAAGGAUACGGUAUUGGAAAACGUAUAAGGAGAUACAAGUUUCAAGAAGAAGAAAAAGAGAGGGGUGGAAAUGUGAUGCAAGAUGCUGAUGCAGAUAAAACGCACAUGCAGCUACAAGAGAAAGCUGAAGAGGAGAUCUAUGUGCCCUCUAGAAAGGUAUUUGACGUGCAGAAAUUCUUUCCUAAGCCAAAGUUGGACCGGCAUGGAGCUGGUUUUGACCCGUAUACAGAUGCGCCUGAGUUCUCAGUGUACAAACAGCAGCAACAGGAGAAGGAGGAAGAAGGGUCUUACCGCCAAGGAGUGUCGUUUGUAGACGCGUUGAAUUCUUCGAACGGCAGUAAUCGUGUGACAAGUGGGUAUGGCUUAAGUGCACUGGAAGAAAAUGAUGACGUGGAUGUAUACGGAACCGUGUCAAUAGCUGAGUAUGAUCGAGUGAUUGCUCCUCUUGGAGCUAAAAGUAAUGUUCAGCGAAUUACUUCGUCAGCACAAUCAUUUCAUCGGCAUGAGAAGACAAGACGCAGCAAAGCGUUGUGCUCAGACGGAAUAUCUGUGCUUUCUGGCUUUGAAUUGGCGGUUUCCAAAGAGAAACCACCAAAGGUGAUUAAGAUGCGUCUCGCUGUCCCUUCCGGAUAUACUGCAUAUCACCGCUUUGAUGAGGAUGAAGACCACGGUGAUGCUGUAACAGCCUUAUAUCGCAAGUUUAAUUUCUCGACUGAUGCGACUAGCAACGGAACAUUUGUAACAGCGAAGCAGAGAAGUGUUCUGCUCGAAGGUAACAGAAGAAAUGAUCAAAGCGACGCCGAUAAUGUUAGGACAGGUGCUGAUGACGUUGCGAAGCCCGUUGGAAGUGUAUUCGAUUUGCUUGGUGAAAGUCAGAAAGCAAAACUUUUUGAUGCUGUAAAGCAAGCGAAACAAAGGCCUCCAGUGUCGCGCUUAAUGCCUACUGCUUCUGUUGACGAGCCGGCUUCACCGAAAGGCCGGCAGCCAUUAAUAUGUGGCAAUAAUGGCGACCAGUUUCGAGCUACUAUCUCUGCAUCCAUUGCAAAGCGAUUCGUGUCUUCGAAGUCCUCGAAUAAGGAGGGUAGAACCGACUCUUCUCCAAAUGAUGUCCCACAAGCUAAGGUGUCACGCCGAUCUCAAAGUUUGUGGAUUCCCAAAUCAAUAUUGUGCAAACGCUUUCAUGUGAAGUGUACGGGGCCAGUUGGAUCUAACGGAAAAGAUGACAAAGACGACAAGAAGCGUGAUUUGUUUGAUGAGGAACUAGUUCCACAUUUGAUGGAAUAUGCCGCUGACCGCGCAGCUCACAAACAGUUAGAGGCCGAUAUGAAUAAGACCUCCAAAUACAGUGAAGUUGUUGAGGUCGAAAGAGCAGAAAAUAGAGAUCUGCCAGUAUUGCCUGCAGCUCGAAAGAGUUGUGCUAGUCUACUCAAAUCUAUUUUUGAGCCUUCGGACGAGUCGGAUUUGAGCAGAGACAGCAGCGAAGUUGAAAGUGACGAUAACGAUAAUGACGGAAAACGAGAAGAAGCGCUUGGCGAGAGUAAACAGGAGUCUCCGUCUAAGCUGACAUUUGGAGCGCAUGUCGCGUUGUGUAGCGGUGGAGACGCUGGAGAGUCAUUGCUUGUCGCUGCUGAGGGAUACCGAGACAUGUCGAGUUCAUCAGACGAUGAGGCGACCAUUUCUACAGCCUCUGCUGCAUCUGGACGUGUCAGAGAACAAGUGAAUCGACACAGGAAGCGGUCUCACAGUGUUGACACUGGCGAUGAUCGGGAUGCCAAAAGAAAACCAAAAGAAGAGAAGCGGAAACACAAAAAGCAUAAGAAACAUCACAAGCACCGCUCGUCAAGCGAUAGGAAGGACAAGAAGGAGAAAAAAGAACGAAAGUCGCAUGAAUCCCGCUCGUCAAGGCACUCCAGGCGAAGUUAA